GAAAGGAGGCGCUCACAGAGCGGGACCACGCGCCAGACUGCCAGCCCCACCCGGGGCGCGGCCGCGCGGGGAAGCUAUGGGCAGCCCCUGGAAUGGCAGCGACGGCACCGAGGGUAUGCGGGAGCCGCUGUGGGCCGCGCUGCCACCUUGCGACGAGCGCCGCUGCUCGCCCUAUCCCCUGGGAGCGCUGGUGCCAGUGACCGCCGUGUGCCUGGGCCUGUUCGCCGUCGGGGUGAGCGGCAACGUGGUGACAGUGCUGCUGAUCGGGCGCUACCGGGACAUGCGGACCACCACCAACUUGUACCUGGGCAGCAUGGCCGUGUCCGACCUAUUCAUCCUGCUCGGGCUGCCCUUCGACCUGUACCGCCUCUGGCGCUCGAGGCCCUGGGUGUUCGGGCCGCUGCUCUGCCGCCUGUCGCUCUACGUGGGCGAGGGCUGCACCUACGCCACGCUGCUGCACAUGACGGCACUCAGCGUAGAGCGCUACCUGGCCAUCUGCCGCCCGCUCCGCGCCCGCGUCCUGGUCACUCGGCGCCGCGUUCGCGCGCUCAUCGCCGCGCUCUGGGCCGUGGCACUGCUCUCCGCGGGGCCCUUCUUCUUCCUGGUGGGUGUAGAGCAGGACCCCGGCAACUCCGUGGUCCCGGACCUCAAUGGCACGGCGCCACUCACCCCCUUGCCUCCCGCCUCGUCGCCGCCCCCCUGGCCCUCGCGGGUGCCACCGCUGUCCCUGCCGUCGGGGCCCGAGGCCGCAGAGGCCGCAGCACUAUUCAGCCGCGAGUGCCGGCCGAACCCAGCACAGCUGGGCGCGCUACGUGUGAUGCUGUGGGUCACCACCGCCUACUUCUUCCUGCCCUUUCUGUGCCUCAGCAUCCUCUACGGGCUCAUUGGGCGGGAGCUGUGGAGCAGCCAGGGGCCGCUGCGAGGCCCAGCCGCCUCAGGGAGGGAGAGAGGCCACCGACAGACCAUCCGCGUCCUGCUGGUGGUGGUUCUGGCAUUUAUAGUUUGCUGGUUGCCUUUCCACGUUGGCAGAAUCAUUUACAUAAACACGAAAGAUUCGCGGAUGAUGUACUUCUCUCAGUACUUUAACAUCGUCGCUCUGCAACUUUUCUAUCUGAGCGCAUCUAUCAACCCAAUCCUCUACAACCUCAUUUCAAAGAAGUACAGAGCAGCGGCCUGUAAACUGCUGCUCGCAAAGCAGUCCAGGCCGAGAGGCUUCCACAGAAGCAGGGACACUGCCGGCGAAGUUGCAGGGGACACUGGAGGAGACACGGCGGGCUACACGGAGACAAGCGCUAACCUGAAGAUGAUGGGGUAACCAGCACGGCCAAGCCAGGCUCUACCCGUAGUUCUAAGACUUCGGCGGAAACAGGUGUGUAGAGAAGUAAAGACUGAAAGUGAGGAACAGAUGCUGAUAGGAAGAAUGGAAAGGGGUUGCAGUUGUGCCAGUUGGUUAAGAGACAGACUGUAGGAUUUAUUUAACCAGCGUAUGACAUGUAACUGUGCCAACCUUUCUAGUUUCCUUCCCACGUACCUCCUAAGGGAUGUCCAUUUUACCAUCAUGAAAUCCCACAUCUCAAAGUGUCCUCUGUGUGCUGGUUCAGUGAAGUCCUUAUUCUCCUACUCUUUAGAAAGAUGACUGUUCAUUUUACAGUUAAGUGAUACAGAGGGAUGCUGCCCCAAAACUGCCACCUCUGAGAUCAGGAGCAUAUUUUGCUUUUAUAUUUUGGAUGUCAAUGUAACAGUGCAUCUACAAGGAACCAGGAUAAUGACAGUUUGAUCCAAGAAAUUAUUUAAUACCUGUAUAUGGCUGCAAAAACUUUUAGAAGUAAAAGGAAUUCUGGGUAGACUCCAGUAUUCAGGGAUCCCAUCUCUCUCCAGAUCACAGCAAAUCAUAAAGUUUAGGCACAAGAAUACCCUCUUUUAGAAGUACUCAGCAACUGUGUUGCAACCCACUUCUCCUUGAGACUGACUGCCCAUGGAUUUUCCCAGUGCCACUGGCCAUGGGGUAGCAAAUUUUGGGCAUCAACAUUUGAGAGCAGAGCUCAGCAGGAUGUGGCUUUCUCCAGUGACUACAAAUGACAUUUGUAAAGAGCUAUUUAAUAUGCUUUAUCUCGGCCGGGCACAGUGGCUCACGCCUGUAAUGCCAGCACUUUGGGAGGCCGAGGCGGGUGGAUCAUG
Molecule: messenger RNA, 2178 nt
Organism: Cebus imitator (Panamanian white-faced capuchin)
Lineage: Eukaryota; Metazoa; Chordata; Mammalia; Primates; Cebidae
Gene: MLNR
Product: motilin receptor
Exons: 2
Coding region: 77-1315 (412 amino acids)
Biological process (GO): G protein-coupled receptor signaling pathway
Cellular component (GO): plasma membrane
Molecular function (GO): G protein-coupled peptide receptor activity
Source: RefSeq, a predicted model, not a curated record